AUGGGCGGAGUGUGCUUAUGCUACUCAUGGACUUGCAGACCAGUGUGGCCGGUUUUUAUUAUUCUGGCUACAAUACCCUGCAUGCUGCACUGCUCAGAGAGUCCGGCGGCAGUUGUUGGAAAAAUGUAUCCACGCGGCAAUCACUGGGCUGUAGGUCAUUUGAUGGGAAAGAAGAGCAUUGAGAGCCUGCCUGAACUGCAGGAGACAAACCCUGACAGUGACUACCUCACACCCCCAGAAACAGCUGGGGCCACAGAGCUGGACCGAUAUGAGAGCCUGAUGGAAGCUCUGAUGCAACAAAAGAACCAAAAACAGAUGAAGCCGCUAACUGCAGACAGGCUGCUUCGACUGCGCAGCGGCUGGAGAGAAGAGGACAGAGACAAAUAUCUCAGAGAGAUGUCAGACUUGCUUCUGCUGGCUUUGAAACUGCAAGACAAUGACUCCACCUGA
Messenger RNA from Toxotes jaculatrix (banded archerfish), 450 nucleotides. RefSeq names its product gastrin-releasing peptide. NCBI's taxonomy places the organism in Eukaryota, Metazoa, Chordata, Actinopteri, Toxotidae. The coding region runs from base 1 to 450 and encodes 149 amino acids. The record is from RefSeq and is a predicted model, not a curated record. The transcript is spliced from 3 exons. Gene Ontology annotation, molecular function: neuropeptide hormone activity. Gene Ontology annotation, biological process: neuropeptide signaling pathway.